Molecule: messenger RNA, 471 nt
Organism: Salvia splendens (bonfire salvia)
Lineage: Eukaryota; Viridiplantae; Streptophyta; Magnoliopsida; Lamiales; Lamiaceae
Product: phytohormone-binding protein
Exons: 2
Coding region: 1-471 (156 amino acids)
Biological process (GO): abscisic acid-activated signaling pathway; defense response
Cellular component (GO): cytoplasm; nucleus
Molecular function (GO): signaling receptor activity; protein phosphatase inhibitor activity; abscisic acid binding
Source: RefSeq, a predicted model, not a curated record
AUGAAAAGGGAAGAAAAAGGGCAAGUUAAGGUUUGUGUGGGAAUUGAUCUCCUAUGGGGGGCUCUGGUGAACGACCUGAGCGCUCUUCUUCCGAUUCUCAUCCCCAAUUUAGUGAUGGAGGGCGAGAUGUUGCAGGGAGACGGCCGCCUGGGCACUGUUUAUCACUUCAAAUUUGGCACUGGUGUGCCAAAUAUGAGCUACCAGAAGGAAGAAAUAGUGGAACUCGAUGAGAGUGUGCAUCGGAUUGGGCUGCAAGUGAUCGAGGGGGGUCGCCUUGGUCUAGGCUUCACCUACUACAAAAACACGUUCCAGCUCACUGCAACUGGUGAUUCGGAAACUCUAGUUGAUGCCACGGUCGAUUAUGAGACUGAACGCCAAGAGACGAAUGCGCCUCCAGGGGAAACGGUGACGACUGGAAUUGCAUUCAUCAAGGAACUCGAAGCCUUUCUGCUGAAGCAAGAAUCAAAUUAG